Molecule: messenger RNA, 324 nt
Organism: Laccaria bicolor S238N-H82
Lineage: Eukaryota; Fungi; Basidiomycota; Agaricomycetes; Agaricales; Hydnangiaceae
Exons: 3
Coding region: 1-324 (107 amino acids)
Biological process (GO): Golgi organization; membrane fusion; proteasome-mediated ubiquitin-dependent protein catabolic process
Cellular component (GO): cytosol; nucleus
Molecular function (GO): ubiquitin binding
Source: RefSeq, a predicted model, not a curated record
AUGCCUGGCACUUUCCCAACUUCUGGUGUUGUGCGGACGCCAACCAGGACAGCAGCACCAGCGCAGGAAAGGGUUACCACGAGGUUUGAGGUGGAUCAAACGCAACCCACGACAAGUGUGAAAAUCCGGUUGGCGGAUGGAACGAGGUUUGUGUCUUUUUUGUUUUACCCAUUCGAUACACCUGUGGAACUUUAUCAACGCCUCUUGUCUCGAAAACCUUACGAGAUCGCGACAACCUUGCCUAAUCGUGUCCUUGAUGACAACACCGCUACGAUAAAGGACGCGGGUUUGGUCAACAGCGUCGUGAUACAGAAGUGGGUGUAG